This is a messenger RNA of Elephantulus edwardii (Cape elephant shrew), 1275 nucleotides long. RefSeq names its product family with sequence similarity 175, member B (gene ABRAXAS2). Gene Ontology annotation, biological process: protein K63-linked deubiquitination; mitotic spindle assembly; attachment of spindle microtubules to kinetochore. Gene Ontology annotation, molecular function: microtubule binding; polyubiquitin modification-dependent protein binding. The transcript has 9 exons. The record is from RefSeq and is a predicted model, not a curated record. NCBI's taxonomy places the organism in Eukaryota, Metazoa, Chordata, Mammalia, Macroscelidea, Macroscelididae. Bases 1 to 1275 code for a protein of 424 amino acids. Gene Ontology annotation, cellular component: nucleus.
AUGAUGGGGGAUUUGGAGAUUUCCAUCAUGGCGGCUUCCAUUUCGGGCUACACCUUCAGCGCUGUGUGUUUCCACAGCGCCAACAGCAACGCGGAUCACGAAGGGUUUUUGUUGGGAGAGGUCAGACAAGAGGAAACCUUCAGCAUUAGUGACUCACAAAUCAGCAACACAGAAUUUCUGCAAGUAAUUGAAAUCCAUAAUCAUCAGCCGUGUUCAAAACUUUUUAGUUUUUAUGACUACGCAAGCAAAGUUAAUGAAGAAAGUGUGGACAGGAUUCUUAAGGACCGCAGAAAGAAAGUUAUCGGGUGGUACAGGUUUCGUCGAAAUACUCAGCAGCAGAUGUCCUACCGAGAGCAGGUUAUCCACAAGCAACUCACACGGAUCCUGGGUGUGCCCGACCUCGUCUUCCUCCUCUUCAGCUUCAUCUCCACCGCCAACAAUUCCACUCAUGCUUUAGAAUACGUUCUCUUCAGACCCAAUCGAAGGUAUAAUCAGAGGAUAUCCCUUGCUAUUCCCAAUCUAGGCAACACUAGCCAGCAGGAGUACAAAGUGUCUUCAGUGCCAAAUACGUCUCAGAGUUAUGCCAAAGUUAUUAAAGAGCACGGUACUGACUUUUUUGAUAAGGAUGGAGUCAUGAAAGACAUCAGAGCGAUAUAUCAGGUUUAUAAUGCACUUCAAGAGAAAGUACAGGCGGUGUGUGCAGACGUAGAGAAGAGUGAGCGGGUGGUUGAAUCUUGUCAGGCAGAAGUGAACAAAUUAAAAAGACAAAUCAUUCAGCGGAAAACAGAGAAGGAGCAAGAGAGAAGAAUGCAGCAGGCGGUGCUAAGCAGACAGAUGCCGUCGGAAAAUCUGGACCCGGGCUUCAGCCCUCGGAUGUCCUCUUCUGGGUUUGCAGCCGAAGGUAGAAGUACACUGAGUGAUGCCGAGGCCUCAGACCCUCCUCCCCCAUACUCGGAUUUUCACCCCAACAAUCAAGAAAGUACUUUGACCCCUUCUCGCCUGGAGAGCAACGUCUUUAUGCCUCGACCUCAGGCUGUGGGCUCUUCCAAUUACGCGUCCACCAGCACCGGACUCAAGUACCCUGCAGGCGGGGCCGACCUCCUGCCUUCCCAAAGAGCAGCCGGAGACAGUGGGGACGAGUCCAACGACAGUGAUUAUGAGAAUUUAACCGACCUCACAGAGCCCUCUCACAACGAUUACUCACAGUCAAGGGAUUCGAGAGCCACAACACAUCCUGACGGGGACUCCAGGAACCCUCAGACCUCCCAGAUCUAA